AUGGAUUCAACCGUAUUGCUAAUUGUCCUGCCGCUGGUGGCCGGAGUCAUUGCGUUGGUGUUUGCCGCCAUUAUGGCUUUCCGAGUGGUAGGGGCCGAUGCUGGCAAUGAACGAAUGACCGAAAUAGGCGACGCUAUCCGAGUGGGGGCGUCGGCUUUUUUGCGCCGUGAAUAUCUGGCUUUGUUGCCUUUAGUAGUGGUAGUGACAGUUGUCCUGGCCGUAUUGGACUAUACUCUGUUCGCCCAUGAUAUCGGCGUACCCGCCACAGCAAUUUCCUAUUUGGUUGGCACUAUUUGCUCCGGAUUGGCUGGAUUCAUUGGAAUGAAUAUUGCGGUACGUGCCAACGUGCGGACCGCCGCCGCCGCCAUGCGUGGCCUGAACCCUGCCCUGCGGGUGGCUUUUUCCAGUGGAACAGUGAUGGGUGUAACCGUAGUCGGCAUUGGCCUUCUGGGUGUGACCAUUCUUUACCUGGUUUUCCAGGACAUAAGCGCCGUAGCCGGAUUUGGAUUUGGCGCCAGUUCCAUCGCCCUCUUCGCCCGUGUCGGUGGUGGAAUCUUCACCAAGGCCGCCGACGUUGGUUCCGACUUGGUCGGUAAGAUUGAAGCAGGCAUACCUGAGGAUGACCCUCGCAAUCCCGGUGUCAUUGCAGAUAACGUGGGCGACAACGUCGGUGAUGUAGCCGGAAUGGGCGCGGACCUGUUUGAGUCCUACGUAGGCAGCAUUAUCUCAGCCGUUGCUCUAGUGGGUGCGGGUACCUUGUUUGCCAUGCAGGAUGCAGACAAGGUUCAAGCUCUCUUCCCAAUGCUUCUGGCGGGAGCGGGCAUUAUCGCCGCCAUCCUCGGCACUUUCGUCGUGCGUAGCGGCGAACAGGCUGACUUCGACAAGCUUCUCUGGGCUCUGCGAUAUGGCAUUUUCGCCGCUGGCGGGUUGCUAAUCAUCUUCGCCGCCGUACUCACGGUAACCAUAACCCAGGAAUGGUCGUGGUUCGGCUGCGUGGUCGCUGGCCUGGUGGCUGGAACCAUAAUCGGCCUGGCGACCGAGUACUUCACUUCCUACAGUUACAAACCAACUCAGCGGGUUUCUGAGGCCUCCCAGACCGGAGCCGCAACGGUAAUAAUCAGCGGCAUUGCCAGCGGCAUGCUCAGCACUCUUAUCCCGGUCAUAUGCAUUUCAGUCGCGAUCUUGCUGGCCUACUGGUUUGCGGGAUUCUACGGCGUGGCCCUGGCCGGUGUGGGUCUGCUUUCCACCCUGGGCAUUACCUUGGCUACCGACGCUUAUGGCCCGGUGGCGGACAACGCCGGCGGUAUCGCCGAACAGGCCCAGUUGGACCCGCAGGUCAGGGAACGCACCGACGCGCUGGACGCCCUGGGCAACACCACCGCCGCCACUGGCAAGGGCUUUGCGAUUGGGUCGGCUGCUUUGACCGCCCUGGCUUUGCUGGCCGCUUAUGCCGUCAGCGCCGGACUGAUAACCCUGGGCGAGGACGGACGGUUGAGCGCAGGCGGAUCUGGAAUCAAUCUGCUGGACCCGCGGAUUCUCGUGGGCGUGAUAACUGGUGCCAUGCUGCCCUUUAUCUUUUCCGCAUUGACUAUGCAGGCCGUGGGCCGGGCCGCUCAGGGAAUUGUGGACGAGGUACGCCGGCAGUUCCGCGAAAUACCAGGUCUGAUGGAGGGCACAGCUAGUCCCGAUUCAGCAAGGUGCGUGGAUAUCAGUACCAGGGCAGCGCUGCGUGAGAUGAUUCUUCCCGGCGUGAUGGCGGUAGUCGCUCCCUUGGCCACCGGUUUCAUUCUGGGUCAGGCGGCAUUGGGUGGCCUUCUCAUCGGCGCGAUCUCGUCCGGCUUCAUGCUGGCGAUUAUGAUGGCCAGCGCCGGCGGUAGCUGGGACAACGCCAAGAAAUACGUUGAGCUUGGCAACUUUGGCGGAAAGGGUUCAGACGCCCACAAGGCCGCUGUAGAGGGCGACGUAGUCGGUGACCCAUUCAAGGACACUUCCGGCCCGUCCCUGAAUAUUCUGCUCAAGCUGAUGGCCAUAGUUUCCCUGGUGUUCGCCCCGGUAUUCGGCAACGGGCUGAUAACCCUGGGAUAA
Molecule: messenger RNA, 2085 nt
Organism: Geodia barretti
Lineage: Eukaryota; Metazoa; Porifera; Demospongiae; Tetractinellida; Geodiidae
Source: the annotation of a GenBank genome assembly